AAUUUCUUUAAAACUCACUCUUUCAGUAGCCAUGGAACCUCUUUCGCUCAUUUUGCUUUUGGCUUUCUUACUUUCAAUACCAAAUAUUUGCUUGGGAAAGGAUUUAAUUACUAAAACCCAAUUCCUUAGAGAUGGGGACACCAUUGUUUCAGAGGGUGGAACCUUUGUAAUGGGAUUCUUUAGCCCCACCAAUUCCUUAAACCAUUACAUAGGUAUAUGGUACAGAAAAGAUCCAGUUAAGACAGUGGUUUGGGUUGCAAACAGAGAUGAUCCACUUGCUGAAACAUCUUCGGCUGUCUUAAAGAUCACCAUGGGAGGCCAACUUGCACUUGUUGGAGACAAGGGUCAGCCUGUUUGGUCUGCCAACACAUCAAGAUCGGUGCCAAAUCCUGUUGCAGAGUUGUUGGAUUCUGGGAACCUUGUGGUUAGAGAUGCAGAUGAUGAAAAGCUGCAGAAUUUUCUCUGGCAAAGUUUUGAUUAUCCAACUGAUCAUUGGUUACCCGGAAUGAAGGUUGGGUGGAAUUUACAGACUGGUCAUGAGGUUUUUAUUACAGCUUGGAAGGGUGAAAAUGACCCAGCUUCAGGCCAAUAUACACUGCACCUGGAUCCUACUGGAUAUCCACAAGUUAUUCUCAAGAACAGAACAACUGAGAUUUUUAGCUCAGGUCCGUGGAAUGGUUUGCACUAUAGUGUAGAACCAGUAAAACAGAAAUACACCAACGUUGGCCCUUAUGGACUGGUAAGAAAUAAAAACGAGGUUUAUGUUUUCUAUAAUACCAGCUGUAAUUAUUCGGGUUUAUUUAGAUUAUCUGUUACAAGCAAUGGUAUUGUAAAAUUAUGGGUAUGGGAAGAUGACAUCAAACAAUGGGCGAGUUUUCUUACCGAACCGGUAGAUAUUUGUGACACAUAUGGUUUAUGUGGUGGAAAUGGUGUCUGCAACAUACAUGAUUAUCAUAUUUGUGGAUGUCUGGCCAAAUUUUUGCUUAAUAAUAAUGCUACAGAGAGUUUGUCAGUAGGAUGUCAUAGGAGAAAAUCUCUGAAUUGCCACAAUAAUGGAUCCUCAUCAGAUGGAUUCCUCAAAUAUUCUGAUAUCAAAUUGCCAAAUACAAAGCAGUCUUGGUAUAAUGAAUCUAUGAGCCUUCAAGAGUGUGAACGAGUUUGCUUGAGGAAUUGUUCUUGUAUGGCUUAUUCCACUCUCAAUAUAAGCAAUGGAGGAAGUGGGUGUUUGAUUUGGUAUGAUGAUUUAGUUGAUAUGAGAACAAUACCGGAUGGGCAAGACAUAUACAUCAGACUGGCUGCCACCGAAAUACCAGGGUUAACACCAGAACCACAUCAUUCAAGCUCAUUGAGGAAGAAAAUAAAAAUUCUUGUGCUUUGUUUUUCGAUGCCGGUUGUAAUAGUUCUUGCUGGGGUGUCUCUUUUCUUGUAUUUUUGCAAAUCAAAAAGGAAAGAGCAAAAUUUGAACAAAGAAUUAGAGCUACCAGCUUUCGAUUGGUCCACAAUAUCAAGAGCUACAAAUAACUUCUCAGAGAUGAACAAGUUAGGCCAAGGUGGAUUUGGAGCUGUAUACAAGGGUGCAUUGGAUGGGGGAGAAGAAAUAGCUGUGAAGAGGCUAUCAAAGAAUUCCACACAAGGUCUUGAGGAAUUCAUGAAUGAAGUCAUUUGUGUUGCCAAAUUACAACAUCGAAAUCUAGUCAAGCUUUUAGGGUGCUGCAUUAGCGGGGAAGAAAAGAUGUUGAUCUAUGAAUACAUGCCUAACAAAAGUUUGGACUUAUUCAUAUUUGAUCAAACAAAGAAAAGGUUCCUUGAUUGGCCAAAACGCUUCAACAUAAUUAAUGGAAUUGCGCGAGGGUUAUUAUAUCUCCAUCAAGAUUCUCGACUAAGAAUAAUCCAUAGAGAUCUCAAAACUAGUAAUGUUUUGCUUGAUGCUGAUUUGAACCCAAAGAUAUCAGACUUUGGUUUGGCUAGGAGUGUACUAGGAAAUGCAACUGGAGAUAACACAAAACGAGUUGCUGGAACACGUGGGUAUAUGUCUCCAGAAUAUGCCGGGCAUGGAAUCUUUUCCGUUAAAUCGGAUGUCUUUAGCUUUGGCAUUUCAGUACUUGAGAUAAUCAGUGGUAGGAGAAAUAAUGAGUUUAUCAAUGAAGAUCAAUACGUGGCUCUUCCCGAACAUGCAUGGAAGCUUUAUAAAGAAGGAAAAUCAAUUGCGCUGGUUGAUGAGCAUAUAGUUGGUUCAUAUGAUGUAGUUCAAGUUCUAAGGUCAAUUCAUGUCGGCCUUCUAUGUGUGCAACAAUCUCCAGAGGAUAGACCAAACAUGUCGUUUGUAGUUCAGAUGUUGGUUAAUGAUUUUGCAUUGCCUCACGCUAAAGAGCCUGGCUUCUUUUUUGGCAAGGAAUAUUCUUCAGGCACACAUGCAAAAGGUUCCCAAAAUGAAGUUUCAAUUACGACAUUGAAUCCCCGAACGGCAUUCACCCACAGUCUUGGUUGUCUGAUCUUCAUUUUAGGCUACUGUACUGUAGAAAUUUCUCUACCACUCACUCUUUCAGUAGCCAUGGAAGCUCUUUUGCUCAUUUUGCUUUUGGCUUUCUUGCUUUCACUUCCAAAUAUUUGCUUGGGAAAGGAUUUAAUUACGAAAACCCAAUUCCUUAGAGAUGGGGACACCAUUGUUUCAGAGGGUGGAAGCUUUGUAAUGGGAUUCUUUAGCCCCACCAAUUCCACAAACCGUUACAUAGGUAUAUGGUACGGACAAUAUCCAGUUCAGACAGUGGUUUGGGUUGCAAACAGAGAUGCUCCACUUGCUGACACCUCUUCAGCCGUCUUGAAGAUCACCAUAGGAGGCCAACUUGCACUUGUCAGAGACAACGAUGAGGCUGUUUGGUCUCCCAACAAGUCAAGAUUGGUGAAAAAUCCUGUUGCAGAGUUGUUGGAUACUGGGAACCUUGUGGUUAGAGAUGCAGAUGAUGAAAAGCUGCAGAAUUUUGUCUGGCAAAGUUUUGAUCAUCCAACUGAUCAUUGGUUAUCUGGAAUGAAGAUAGGGUGGAAUUUACAGACUGGUGAUGAGAUUUUUAUUACAUCUUGGAAGAGUGAAAAUGACCCAGCUUCAGGCCAAUAUACACUGCAUCUGGAUCCUACUGGGUAUCCACAACUUAGUCUCAGGAACAGAACAACUGAGAUUUUUAGCACAGGUCCAUGGAAUGGUUUGCGCUUUAGUGCAGCACCAAUAGAACAGAGCAACACCAUCGUAGGCCCUUAUGGACUGGUAAGAAAUAAAAAUGAGGUUUAUGUUUUGUCUAAAGCCAGUAAUUAUUCGAGUUUAUUUAGAUUUCUUGUUACAAGCAAUGGUAUUGUAAAAUUAUGGGUAUGGGAAGAUGACAUCAAACAAUGGGUGAGUUUUCUUAGCGAACAGGCAGAUAUUUGUGGCAGAUAUGGUUUAUGUGGUAGAAAUGGUGUCUGCAACAUAAAUGAUUAUCAUACUUGUGGAUGUCUGCCCAAAUUUUUGCCUAAUAAUAACGCUACAGAGAGUUUGUCACUAGGAUGCCAUAGGAGAAAACCCCUGAAUUGCCACAAUAAUGGAUCCUCAUCAGAUGGAUUCCUAAAAUAUUCUGGUAUCAAAUUGCCAGAUACGAAGCACUCUUGGUGUAAUGAAUCUAUGAGCCUUCAAGAGUGUGAACAAGUUUGCUUGAGGAAUUGCUCUUGUAUGGCUUAUUCCACUCUCAAUAUAAGAAAUGGAGGAAGUGGGUGUUUGAUUUGGUAUGAUGAUUUAGUUGAUAUUAGAACAAUACCGGAUGGACAAGACAUAUACAUCAGAUUGGCUGCUACCGAAAUACCAGGGUUAACACCAGAACUACAUCGUUCAAGUUCAUUGGGGAGGAAAAUAAAAAUUCUUGUGCUUUGUUUGUCGAUGUUGGUUGUAAUAGUUCUUGCUGGAGUGUCUCUUUACUUGUAUUUUUACAAAUCAAAAAGGAAAGAGCAGAAGUUGAUACAAGAAUUAGAGCUACCACUUUUCGAUUGGUCAACAAUAUCACGAGCUACAAAUAACUUCUCAGACAUGAACAAGUUAGGCCAUGGUGGAUUUGGAGCUGUAUACAAGGGUGCAUUGGAUGGGGGAGAAGAAAUAGCUGUAAAGAGACUAUCAAAGAAUUCCACUCAAGGUCUUGAAGAAUUCAUGAAUGAAGUCAUUUGUAUUGCUAAAUUACAGCAUCGAAAUCUUGUCAAGCUUUUGGGGUGCUGCAUUAGUGGCGAAGAAAAGAUAUUGAUCUAUGAAUACAUGCCUAACAAAAGUUUGGACUUCUUCAUAUUUGAUCAAACAAAGAAAAGGUUGCUUGAUUGGCCAAAACGCUUCAAUAUAAUUAAUGGAGUUGCGCGAGGGUUAUUAUAUCUCCAUCAAGAUUCUCGACUAAGAAUAAUCCAUAGAGAUCUCAAAGCUAGUAAUGUUUUGCUUGAUGCUGAUUUGAACCCAAAGAUAUCAGACUUUGGCUUGGCUAGGAGUAUACUAGGAAAUGCAAUGGGAGAUAACACAAAACGAGUUGUUGGAACACGUGGGUAUAUGUCUCCUGAAUAUGCUGGGCAUGGAAUUUUUUCUGUUAAAUCGGAUGUGUUUAGCUUUGGCAUUUCUGUACUUGAGAUAGUCAGUGGAAGGAGAAAUAGUGAGCUUAUUAAUGAAGAUCAAUACGUGGCUCUUCCCGAACGUGCAUGGAAGCUUUAUAGAGAAGGAAAAUCAAUUGCACUGGUUGAUGAGCAUAUAGCAGGUUCAUAUGAUGUAGUUCAAGUUAUAAGGUCAAUUCAUGUCGGCCUUCUAUGCGUGCAACAAUCUCCAGAGGAUAGACCAGACAUGUCUUCUGUAGUUCAAAUGUUGGUUAAUGAUUUUGCAUUGCCUCAACCUAAAGAGCCUGGCUUCUUUUUUGGCAAUGAAUAUUCUUCAGGCACACAUGCAAAAGGUUCCCAAAAUGAAGUUACAAUUACGUCAUUGAAUCCUCGUUGAAUGUAUAAUUUAGAUUUAUUUAAGUUCAGUAUGGG
Ipomoea triloba (trilobed morning glory) is the source of this 5016-nucleotide messenger RNA. RefSeq lists its product as uncharacterized. The transcript is spliced from 12 exons. Lineage: Eukaryota; Viridiplantae; Streptophyta; Magnoliopsida; Solanales; Convolvulaceae. Gene Ontology annotation, molecular function: protein kinase activity; ATP binding. Bases 32 to 4981 code for a protein of 1649 amino acids. The record is from RefSeq and is a predicted model, not a curated record. Gene Ontology annotation, biological process: protein phosphorylation; recognition of pollen.